Messenger RNA from Salvelinus namaycush (lake trout), 3204 nucleotides. RefSeq names its product high affinity cAMP-specific and IBMX-insensitive 3',5'-cyclic phosphodiesterase 8A-like. Gene Ontology annotation, biological process: cellular response to epidermal growth factor stimulus; positive regulation of ERK1 and ERK2 cascade; signal transduction. Lineage: Eukaryota; Metazoa; Chordata; Actinopteri; Salmoniformes; Salmonidae. Gene Ontology annotation, molecular function: 3',5'-cyclic-AMP phosphodiesterase activity. The transcript is spliced from 15 exons. The record is from RefSeq and is a predicted model, not a curated record. The coding region runs from base 1 to 1626 and encodes 541 amino acids.
AUGGUUAGAUCGUGCUCUGGUAUUUAUUAUCCAAAAAGAGAACACAGUCCUACAAAUGUGAAGAUCACACCUGUGAUCGGACAGGGAGGUAAAAUCAGACACUGCGUGUCUAUACACAGGCCUUUACAUGAUCAGAAUAAGACAUCCAGUGAACGGGUGCAGGCAGAGUCUCAGACAGACAUCCAGUCCAGUAAGCAUAAGGACCGGAGAAAAGGCUCGUUGGACGUCAGGUCCACUACGUCUCGAGGCAGCGAUGGCAGUUCCCAGAGAAGACACUCCUCCAUGGCCAGAAUCCACUCCAUGACCAUCGAAGCUCCAAUCACCAAGGUGAUCAACAUCAUCAACGCAGCCCAGGAGUCUAGUCCAAUGCCCGUAGCAGAGGCCCUGGACCGGGUCCUGGAGAUCCUGAGGACCACAGAGCUCUACUCUCCUCAGCUGGGCACUAAGGAGGAAGACCCCCAUACUAACGACCUGGUGGGAGGACUGAUGACGGAUGGCUUGCGCAGAUUAUCAGGAAACGAAUACAUCUUUGCUGCGAAGCAGCCCCACCUCCCAAGUCACCUAGCCAUGCCCCUGUCGUUGAAUGACAUCCCUCCUCACGUUGCCCAGACAAUGGAGAAUGAAGACUCCUGGGACUUUGACAUCUUCAACCUGGAGACUGCCUGUCUGAAACGGCCUCUGACCUAUCUGGGCCUGAAGAUCUUCUCUCGGUUCGGGGUGUGUGAGUUCCUGAGCUGUCCCGAGGCCACUCUCCGCUCCUGGCUGCAGGGGAUCGAGGCUAACUACCACUCCACCAACUCCUACCACAACUCCUCACAUGCUGCCGAUGUCCUGCACGCCACCGCAUACUUCCUCUGCAAGGAGAGGGUCAAGCAAAGUCUGGAGCAGAUUGAUGAGGUGGCGGCUCUGAUAGCAGCCACAGUACACGACGUGGAUCACCCGGGACGCACCAACAGCUUCCUGUGUAACGCAGGAAGUGAGCUGGCCAUCUUGUACAACGACACGGCCGUGCUAGAGAGCCACCACGCUGCCCUUGCCUUCCAGAUCACCACACGGGACGACAAGUGUAACAUCUUCAAGAACAUGGAGAGGAAUGAGUACCGUACCCUGCGUCAGGCCAUCAUAGACAUGGUGCUCGCCACAGAGAUGACAAAACACUUUGAGCACGUCAACAAGUUCGUCAACAGCAUCAACAAGCCACUGGCCGCGCUGGAGGAGAACGGGGGAAUCGGCGACGAGGAGUCUGUCAAAGGCAUCCUAACGUCCCCGGACAACCGGAUCCUUGUCAAGCGUAUGCUGAUCAAAUGUGCCGACAUCUCCAAUCCGUGCCGACCGCUGGAGCUGUGUAUAGAAUGGGCCGGACGCAUCUCAGAGGAAUACUUUGCACAGACUGACGAGGAGAAGAGGCAGAGUCUACCGGUGGUCAUGCCUGUGUUUGACAGGAACACCUGCAGCAUUCCUAAGUCCCAGAUCUCCUUCAUAGACUACUUCAUCACAGACAUGUUCGACGCCUGGGAUGCGUUCGCAGACCUUCCCAACCUCAUGCAGCACCUGGACAACAACUUCAAGUAUUGGAAAGGCCUGGACGAGCGGAAGCUGCACAGCCUGCGUCCUCCCCCAGAGUAGGAGCACCCUGACUGGGGUCGACGCCAGGCCCUGGGCCCCUCCUUGGUUCCUGUCCGUCCAGGGCUACCAAGCCUUCACUCUUCUGCUUCUGUAACACGCCAUCAAGCGUCCACAUGUCCGUCCAACAGAGACAACACAUACUGACAGACGGACGGACGGACGUGCUGCAGCAACACCAGGCUCUUGCUUCAUACAUAAACCUCGCUAGCUGAGGAUGGAUGAUGGACAGACACACGGCGCCUCAGAGUCCUUAUAAACAACCAGUGCCUGGUGGGCUUGUCUGUAUGCUCCUACUGCUGCCAGUGAGGCUGUGUGAGGGACUGUUCUUCUCCCAGCCAACCUAGUGAUGGAUGUACCAUCCCCCUAGUACUCACACACACACACACGGGUUCCCCCUGCCUCUCUCUCUGUCUCUCUGUCAGUCAGAGGCUGAGGAUGUUACUGUCUCUCUGCAGACUGACUGCUGGUUCACUGUUGGUAGAGCUACGGAGAAACAAACAAACAAACUGAACAUUGAGAUGUCAGGUGGUUUCAAGUCUCUGGCACCUCCAAUGAAAAACUGUUUGGAGGAUCAGCUGAUGGGACAGGUCACAAUACACAGUUUUUCCUUCCAAAUGGCACCCUAUUCCCUAUAUAGUGCACUACUUUUAGGAUAAAAGAGUCUAUGGGACUCUGGUCAUAAGAAGUGCACUUUAUAUAGAGAAUAGGGUUCCAUUUGGGAUGGCCCACAAUGUCAAAUCCACAUCAGACUGUACUACCCAGUGUAUGGUGGGCAUUCGACCGGAUAAAUCCCUAUAUCGCCCCCCAGUGGCCACCAGGUUGAACUACACUCCACCUCCACUGGCUGCCACCAUCACCCUUCACUUUGUCUUCUAUCUGUAUUUCCUUUGUUUCUUUGUCCUUCAGAAGCACCUCGUCCACUAGAGGACCUGUAGCGACGGGAUGGGACACGAGGCCGUCCUAAACACACUAAAAUUGUGUUCCAUAUAACACCCUAUUCCCUUUAUAGUGCACUACUUUUGACCAGAAUCCUAGUCAAGAGUAGUGCACUAUUGCCGUAUAGGUCCUGGUCAAAUGUAGUGCACUAUAAAGGGAAUAGGGUGCCAUUUUUGGACGCAUCCAGAGACAUACGGUUGUGUGGGGUGGGGGUGUGAUCACGGGUGUUCAGUGGGUGGAGCUAAUUAACUGUCCUCAGGCCCCUGGUGAAAGACACAAACAUUCAGACAUCUUGGUCAUAGCUAGGUCAUUAUUACAGACAAUUUGGUAUUUUUAUUUUGUUUUAAAUGUUCCAUAUUUUCUUUACAACAAAAAAAUAAUGUGUAACAUCAAUUAAUGAAUUAACGGAUGAAGAUGAUGAUGAAGAAAUUAGAACAAAAAUAAGAAAAGAUGAAAGAAAGAAAAGCCAAAGCUGAAUAACAUAAUAUUAUAUAACUCUCUGAGUCUUGUCGAUGAUGAGGAGGAGGAGGAUUAUUAUCCAUAAGAAAACAUUAACGUUAUAAACAUUUAUUUUUAUUUUAGUACAGUAUCAGUUUGAAUGGACAUCUUUGUAUUGCACUGUAAAACAACAGUUAAAUUGUG